Messenger RNA from Cladophialophora bantiana CBS 173.52, 351 nucleotides. RefSeq names its product small nuclear ribonucleoprotein Sm D3. The transcript has 3 exons. The record is from RefSeq and is a predicted model, not a curated record. Gene Ontology annotation, molecular function: RNA binding. Gene Ontology annotation, biological process: RNA processing; spliceosomal snRNP assembly. Gene Ontology annotation, cellular component: spliceosomal tri-snRNP complex; SMN-Sm protein complex; U5 snRNP. NCBI's taxonomy places the organism in Eukaryota, Fungi, Ascomycota, Eurotiomycetes, Chaetothyriales, Herpotrichiellaceae. The coding region runs from base 1 to 351 and encodes 116 amino acids.
AUGGGCAAACUUACUUCCACCAUCGGCAUUCCCAUCAAGCUGCUCAACGAGGCACAGGGCCAUGUGGUUACUUUAGAACUCACGUCCGGUCAAGUGUACCGAGGAAAACUGCUCGAAGCUGAAGACAACAUGAACGUCCAACUAAAGGACAUCACCGCCACAGCGCGCGACGGCCGGGUGUCGCAUCUUGAUCAAGUCUAUAUUCGAGGAAGCCACGUGCGCUUCUUCAUCGUUCCCGAUAUGCUUCGAAAUGCGCCCAUGUUCAGAUCGAGGGGUACGAGAGGCCGCGGUGUUGGUCUGGCAAGAGGAAGAGCUACAGUCAACCGGGCGCGCGCUGGAAGGAGGAAUUAA